AUGAGCAUGCUAAGCGGCAUCAUUUUUAUCCCUUCUUCAAUAGAUCGAUUCACUCAAAAGAACAAGGUUCCGAACUUCAAAUAUCGAUUACUUGGCGUGAAAGCAGUUGUAGCCAAAGAUGCUAAUAGGGAUCUAGCAACCAAGAAUGCAUUCGCUUUCU
This is a messenger RNA of Acaulospora colombiana, 160 nucleotides long. Lineage: Eukaryota; Fungi; Glomeromycota; Glomeromycetes; Diversisporales; Acaulosporaceae. The record is from the annotation of a GenBank genome assembly.